GACUACGUCAUAUCCGGCUUCUUUUUUCUUUUUCUUUUUUGCAUACAUCCGCGAUAAUAUGCUGCACUUUACCACAGAGGAUAGCGAGGCUUUACGGUUGUCUGACUUUAUCAUAAAUCCUGAUUUCAUUUAUUAAAGAAGAUUUUGGGGGGCUGAGUUUUCUCUGCUGGAAUCACUGCUUUCAGUUAAAAAAAAAAUGCUAUGUUUUUUUUUUUUCACCUCAACAUUAAACAGUUAAAUCAUAAAUGAAAGAAACUUCUACCUCAGAUUCAAAGAGAGCUCGCCGCUGAGGAUGUGCUGCUACCGAAGGAGCAUGUAGUUCCUGCCUUCACUCAGGAGGAGAACGAGAGGAGGGAAGAACAUGGAAGACUUCGGCACACGGACUUAUGGCACCAGUGGCCUGGACAACAGACCUCUGUUCGGAGAGACUUCGGCAAGGGAUCGGAUAAUCAAUUUAAUAAUUGGUGGACUUGCAACUCUACUAAUGAUAGUGACCAUUAUCAGCGCUUUCGUCUUCCCUGCACUGCCUCCAAAGCCUCUCAACAUUUUCUUUGCUGUCUGUAUCCUGCUGAUGUCCGGCUCCGUGGUGGUUCUGAUUUACUGGUACAGACAGGGAGACCUGGAGCCUAAAUUUCGCAACCUGAUCUACUACAUGCUGUGUUCAAUUGUCCUGCUAUGCAUAUGUGCCAACUUGUACUUCCACGACGUGGGACGUGACAAAAAGGCCAACGCCUUAUCUUAUGAACACGAGGUAGACGGUGCGGGCCUUUCAGCACACUGAAACGGGGGACUCUUUCUUUCCGACGGCUCAUGCGGUUGUCAUGGGGUCCAGUCUGCUUCUGGAGGACCAACAGUAUUAUAGAUGUGAAUAUCCUGUAUUCUGUAGCACGGUGGAUGUGUAUGCAGAUGUUUUGCAUCCCGAGUGCCGUAUAUUCCUGCAUCGCGAGACUGUUCUUGACUAUAAGCCAUGGUUAUAUGCUGCAGAAAGCAUUUUAUACUUGUAUAUGUUGGACGUACAUUCCCGAAUCGAGGUCUCUUGCGUUUCUGAUGCACUUACCAUAACGGAGACGCAGCCGGAGCCUGGCAGGGUGAAACGCUGUUCGGGUUUCUGCUCAGGUUUCUGAAUCUCUGCACACUGUGUCAUUUGAGAUGGCCAAGUUUAAUGAUUGUUGAUUAUUUAAUUUCUAAUGUGCAUUUUAUGUAAUGAAAUAAAUCCUUGUUCCAAUG
Molecule: messenger RNA, 1227 nt
Organism: Ictalurus punctatus (channel catfish)
Lineage: Eukaryota; Metazoa; Chordata; Actinopteri; Siluriformes; Ictaluridae
Gene: tmem243b
Product: transmembrane protein 243, mitochondrial b
Exons: 6
Coding region: 362-781 (139 amino acids)
Source: RefSeq, a predicted model, not a curated record